CCUCCAUAUCAGGCAUCAGAUUAUAUUUUUCAAAACCAGUCACCGCGCAAUAUUUAUCUGUUGUCAUGCUUUGUUGAUCGUCCUAUAUUGUGUCACGGAAGUACAUCAAAGGAUAUGCAGGCGAUGUGGCGUCGUUUGUCUACAAAGGGUACCCUCCCCAUAGGAAGAAGUAGUCAUGGUUUCGUUAUCAUCGGCAAACACGCUUAUGUCUUCGGAGGCGAAAACUCGCCGCGUGUCCCCAUCGGCAGUACCGUGCACGCCCUUAACUUAGAAACGCAGGAAUGGGGCGUGUGUGAGCCAAAAAAUCCAGAGAAAGAACCCAGUCCAAUCAACGCUGCCUCCGUGGCUGCUAUUGGUGACAGCAUGUACGUGUUCGGGGGUCGGUCAGGAAUCACUAUGGGAGAAGGAAGCACAAACGACAUGUAUUCAUUUAACACCCAGACCAAACAGUGGAGUAAAUUAACAACAACGGGAGAUGUUCCACUAGCCAGGAGCUAUCACGCCAUGACGGCCCUGGGUAGCUCGUUGUUUGUCUUCGGCGGAUGUUCGGAUAAAGGUAGAAUGAAUGAUUUGCACUCUUUCGAUGUUGCCACUAAUCAUUGGGAAAAACAGCCAUCUUAUGACGUCAUCGAAGGGCGUGGCGGCCCAGGCCUCGUUGUUGUUGAAAAAACUAUCUAUGUUGUGGCAGGAUUUGCGGGCAGAGAAAUGAACGAUGUGCAUGCUUUUGACACCACAACAAAGACAUGGCGGACUUUAACCUUUCUUACACCUCUGCCACCUAGGAGUGUGUUCGGUGUGGUUUCCAUGGGAACCAAAAUAAUUGUUGUAUGUGGGGAGGUUGAUCCAUCCGACCAAGGUCACGAGGGCGCGGGGAAUUUUUCCAAUGGUGCUUUUAUCCUUGAUACAACUAACCCACAGGACUGGAUAAGAGUUACUGCCAAGGGUGACGUUCCUGAACCCCGGGGGUGGUUUUCUGCAGCGUUUUCCGAUUUUGACAGAAGACUUUACAUGUUUGGCGGCAAUUCAGAAACCAAUGCCAGGCUGAAUGACACGCACUCCUUUGAACUGAUAGACUGAUGCGAUUCCGAUCGAAAAUUACGAACACUGACUAAACAGAAAAUUUAAAAUAAAAAUAUCAUAUCCAUGUACUCAGUAUGUGCACUCAUCUACAUGUACAUCUUUAUAAAACAGUAAUGGUUGGUGAAAGAAAAUGCUGCUUUAUGAUUUUUAAUUUUUUUUUAAUUGCAGCUAUAAAUUAUCUAAAGAGAGAUUCAAUCAAUUUUAUCUACCGUUAAGAAAUACAUGUUCAUUCGUCACAUUAAAUAUGUUACAGUCACA
This is a messenger RNA of Ostrea edulis (European flat oyster), 1338 nucleotides long. RefSeq lists its product as uncharacterized. Gene Ontology annotation, cellular component: cytosol. The record is from RefSeq and is a predicted model, not a curated record. The transcript has 2 exons. Bases 115 to 1077 code for a protein of 320 amino acids. Gene Ontology annotation, molecular function: protein binding; enzyme regulator activity. Lineage: Eukaryota; Metazoa; Mollusca; Bivalvia; Ostreida; Ostreidae.